Molecule: messenger RNA, 1674 nt
Organism: Danio rerio (zebrafish)
Lineage: Eukaryota; Metazoa; Chordata; Actinopteri; Cypriniformes; Danionidae
Source: RefSeq, a predicted model, not a curated record
AUCUAUCUAUCUAUCUAUCUCAGUUAUAAAGUUUGUAGUUAAAGAGUCAAUCGUGAGAGCAUGUCGUCACACUGAACUCUGCAAGUAGGCUAAUGUUGAGCAACAACAAAGUGACCGCCACAAACAGAGCAGACAGAACAGCGCCUGAAUAGGCUACUAAGUUACCAAGGACGCAGGAGGAACAGGGUCAUGUAAAAGUCAGAUUGAGUGCACUAAACUAUGUGUACCCUACAGCAGAAACGUGUUCGGUAUGGAGUAACAGUAGUGUGCUAACAGGAACAUACAAUUACAAAAAAAAAAAAAAACAUUAUGCAACUUCAAAAUGCACAUUGCGGAUGCAAACGUUUUCAGGUCUGGUGUUGGUUUUGAUGGUGUUCGUUUGUUUGGUCUCUCCGCUGCGCCCCAUCUGUGACCUGAGGGUUCUGGACCACUUCGUUCGAGAAGCUGGAGAUUCAGAAGUCAUCAUGCGAGGCUGCAGAGGAGGCUGUGGAGUGAUGAAAUCCUACUUUGUUCCUCUGACAAGAGUUGACUUUGCUGUUUGGGAACAUAUAGAUGUUCAGAUGCAGGCCGUGGAGGUCCAGACAGGACUGUCUGUGCUACUUCAGGCACUUAAUACGGCCAGGAAAACAGUCAGCAACUCUUCACUAUUAAACACACUAGAAAACAACAUCAGUAACCUCCACAGUCUGGGCCAGAUCAUACGCAGCCUCCAUUUACAGGCCGAGUCCACAGUUCUUCCAGAUGAUUCAGCUCCUGCCAGCUCACAGACGCAGGAGGUCUCGUCUCUCCCAGAACUUCUGCAGGUGCAGAGCAGCUUCCUGAGAGGAAAAGUCCGACUCCUGCUUUCAGCUGCUCCAGCCUGCCAACGGCAAAACAGCUGAUACCAGAUAACCGCCACAAGCUGGACCACAACACUUGAUGGAGACAUGAUACUCCGGCUUGAAUCUUAGUUUAACCCUAAAGGAGAAUCAUUUACUCACCCGCAUGUUGCUCCAAAGACUUUUAUUCAUCUACAGGACCCAAAUGAAGAUAUGUUGAAUUAAUUCUGAGGGUGCGUUCACACUUGUAAAUGCUUUUUGUUCUGGCUGUGGUUCACUUUCACAUGGCAAAGUUUCUAAAAAGACCAAAAUAGUUGAAACAAGUCACAAGCAGGUAAAAUCUGCUCACAUUGGUCAGAGUUUGGUUUAUUUUCCAGGAUUCCGCACGGCUGCUAUACGUCGUUACUGUAAUUUUUGUUGAUGACAAAUUAAUUGGUGUGCUUUAAUUCUGAAUGGUGACACUUACAGACAUUUGUUUCCAUCCAAAGAUGCCAAUUAAAUUUAUGUGCAAAACAGGAAUAUCUCAUAAAAGACACGUGAAUAAAGCUGCGUUUCCAUCCAAUGAGCCAAAGAGAACAAAAUCGUCACUUCCUGAUUAACUGGCGCCAAAUAUCAACGGUAAAAACGGAAUUUGCCGCGGUAGGAGAAGCUGUGUGAAUCUUUUCUUUAAUACAAUGAGUGAGCGCAGUGGUGUUUAUGGGCGUGAGCCGCAGAGCACAGACGCUCUUAACAAUUCUGGAGGUCAAUAAUAAUACAACACUAAUACUGAAAUGGUUAUGGCCUUUUAAAAUGACCAAAAUAACAUUUUAGAUGUUUUAUAGUGUGCUCAGCCUGCUGGUUUGUCCAUUCACACACA